AUGCAGCGGGUGAGGAUCUCGUCCCACUCCCCCGUUCAGAAGCUCGGAGACUCCCAGAUGUCAUCGUCUCCCAAAUUCAAGCUAGCAACGGCCACACGGAGGCUCACGCCCCCCGAGCCACCGUCCUCCAUGGAAUCAGCGCAGCUCAUACCGGGGCUUCCCGACGACGUCGCCCUCAACUGCCUGCUGCGGCUGCCGGUGGGGACUCACCCGAGCUGCAGCUCCGUCUGCCGGAGUUGGCGCCAAUUGCUCGGCAACAAGGAGCGGUUCUUCUCCCAGAGGAAGCGCUUGGGCUUCUCCAGUCCGUGGCUCUUCGUCCUGGCCUUCGACAGGUGCACGGGGAAGAUACGGUGGCAGGUCCUCGACCUCACCCUUCUCUCCUGGCACACCAUCGCUGACAUGCCCUGCAGAGACCGCCUCUCCCCUCACGGUAUCCGGUGCAUCGCCGUCCCCGACGAGGCUGCGCUACUCGUCUGCGGCGGCACGGUAGCCGGCAUGGACUGCCCUCUAGACACGGUAGUCAGGUUCGAUUUGCAGAGGGACCGCUGGACAACCAUGAGCAGGAUGCUCACCCCGAGAUCGUUCUUCGCCGGUGGCCUGAUCGGCGGGCUUGUAUACGCGGCCGGCGGGAGCAGCACCAACUUCGCCGAGCUCAACUCGGCGGAGGUUCUCGACCCUGGCAGGGGGGAGUGGCGGCCCGUGGCGAGCAUGUCCUCUAGCAUGAUAGCUUUUGAUUCCGCUGUGCUCGACGGAAAACUCCUGAUGACGGAAGGCUGGGUCUGGCCCUUCGUCUUUUCGCCGAGAGGCCAGUCGUACGACCCCAGAGCCGACGUGUGGGAGCCCAUGGCCCCCGGGCUCCGAGAAGGCUGGACUGGUGCGAGCGUGGUGGUCGGAGGCCAUCUGUUUGUGAUCUGCGAGCACGAGAGCUUGAGGAUGAAGUUCUACGACAGGGAAUCAGAUUCAUGGGAGACCGUCGACGGAUCGCCGGUGCCGAAGAAGAUCGCAAAGCCGUUCUCCGUCAACGCCGGAGACCACAAGAUUUGCGUCGUCGGCCGGGACCUUCACGCCGCCGUGGGGCACGUCCGCAGGACGGAUCUCCAGGCGCCGGAGGAGGGGAAGGAGAGGAAGAAGGCGAGUUUCUCCGUCCGAUGGCAGAUUGUCGACUCGCCGGAAACCCUGCGAGGUGUGACGCCGUCGAGCGCUCUGGUUCUCUACGGUUAA
This is a messenger RNA of Spirodela intermedia, 1221 nucleotides long. The record is from the annotation of a GenBank genome assembly. NCBI's taxonomy places the organism in Eukaryota, Viridiplantae, Streptophyta, Magnoliopsida, Alismatales, Araceae.